CAGGCCACAAAACGACCGUGUCAGCGGGAUGUCUGAACAUGGUGUUCGGCUCCAACCUCAGCCUGUACAAAUGAACUGGCUACCCGCCAGGUCAUGGCAUCACUUUCUCGCUGGGGGCUUCGGCGGAAUGGCUGGGGCUAUCAUCACGGCACCCUUGGAUGUCGUCAAGACCAGACUGCAAUCGGACUUAUUUCAGAAGAUGCCCUCAUACGGCCACUCUUUCGCCCUGGCCGGCGCACCGAAUACAUUAACUUCACCGCGUCUCACUGGUGCGCGAGGUUUAUUGUGGAACUUUGUAGAGACCGGUCAUAUAAUAAGGGAUAUUUAUAAAUACGAAGGCUUCUCUGCUUUGUUCAAAGGACUUGGACCCACUCUCGUUGGCGUCAUUCCUGCCCGUUCGAUCAACUUCUUCGUUUAUGGGAACGGAAAGCAAGUAAUAGCAAAUAAAUUCAACGAUGGGAAGGAAAACUCCAUCGUGCAUCUUAUUGCUGCUGCUACUGCUGGCAUUGCGACUUCUACUGCUACCAACCCCAUAUGGGUCGUGAAGACUCGCCUACAACUUGAGAACCAGCACGCCGAAUCCUCAACCUCUACUUCCACUAGCCGCUUCGCUAAAUCCUUGGAAUACACCAAGAACAUCAUUCGCAACGAAGGUUUUCGCGGUCUGUACCGUGGGCUAUCCGCAUCAUAUCUCGGAGUGACGGAGGGUACUAUUCAAUGGGUAUUGUACGAACGACUGAAGAAGCUCAGCGGGGGUGACGGAGCCCAAAAAAGUAACGGGGAAAAGUCAAGCUUGUUCCAACAAUGGCUAGGAAUGAUGGGGUCUGCAGGCACAGCAAAAAUGGCCGCAAGUUUAAUCACAUAUCCUCAUGAGGUUAUCCGCACACGGCUGCGUCAGCCAGUAGACCCCAAAACCGGUAGAGUCAGGUAUACCGGUUUGCUGCAGACUCUACGUCUUGUUCUUGCCGAAGAAGGUACACGAUCAUUGUAUGGUGGCUUAUCUGCGCACUUGCUUCGUGUAGUGCCAAACGCUGCCGUGAUGUACACAAUCUACGAAGGAGUUCUCCGGUGGGGCGACUCUGCGUAGGCAGGAUAUACUUUAUUCGCAGUUUUAGAACUCCUUUACAUUCGACCUAAGUUAUUCAUUUUUACUGUCCCGUUAAACUACCAUGUAAUAGUACACUCGCACCCCACUCAAUAUUAUUA
Molecule: messenger RNA, 1206 nt
Organism: Cantharellus anzutake
Lineage: Eukaryota; Fungi; Basidiomycota; Agaricomycetes; Cantharellales; Hydnaceae
Product: mitochondrial carrier
Exons: 5
Coding region: 29-1087 (352 amino acids)
Biological process (GO): pyrimidine nucleotide import into mitochondrion
Cellular component (GO): mitochondrion
Molecular function (GO): pyrimidine nucleotide transmembrane transporter activity
Source: RefSeq, a predicted model, not a curated record